AUGAGCACUUUGCCGCACCAUUCUCAAUCUUUCACCCGCCUGCACGGUCCGAUUCUUUUCCUGUACUUGCACUCGUUUCUUCUUUUUUUCCUCGUCCCCACCACUUCUUCCGUUGCCCUCUCGGCCGAAUACGUACUGCGGAAUGUCUUCCAACACAAAGAUCAGUGCUACAAAGACUCUUUCGUGUAUAUUCCGGCUGUCUCCACCCAAAAAUCCCCGUUUCACACGUUCUCGACCACGAAAGAGUGCGCCCAGCGGCUCAGAGAAGAAGGUGAGCGUUAGAUGGACCUUGUCAAUCAGUUUCUGAACGUCAAGCUUCAGAUCUGCCAGCCAAACUGCCAAAUUGUCCGCCGGGACUUCUGGAUCUGCAGUUGAGGCCGGUCUACGUGGCAAAAUCGCAAAUCAGGUGGGUCACAACCUGUCAGAGACUGUCUCUGCACAUUUCCGCUCUUCCAGCUACCCGUACGCGAACCUCAACAUCUCGGUGACCGCACACGCAUCCGUCGAGACCGUCGCCUUCCGUCUCCAAUGCCUCUCCACGUCCGACGGCUCCGACGUCUACUGCUCCAACUCGAAAGCGAUGUUCAUCGACGGCGUCAAAGAGUGGCCGUGCCGGGCGAUCCGACUGUCUCCAGAAGUCCAGUACCCUGUCCGAUUCUCGUAUUCCUGCUUCCGACUCACUUCGCACUCGAUCUACGCGAUAAACGCAACGGUUCUGCCGCAAAAGUGCCGCGCUUCCGUCAUUGUGACUGCUCCUAACUUUGAGGACCUCUUCCCGCAAGCGCUGGUGGAUCCGGCUGACGAAAAGGACGUGCACACCGAUCCGUUCUGGGCUCCGAUGCUCUCCGUUGACUUGUCCGACGAGCACGGCGUCUGGAUUCGGCUCGGCAAAGCGGAGCAUGCAAAGUGCGACCGAAUGGCUGUGAACGUCUACAAGGAGUAUUCGAACGACUCGCAGAAGGUGUCAUUUCUCGAGACGUUGGAGAUGAAAUGCCCGACGGACAGCGUGAAACUGGAGAAUCUGGCGGCCGGCCGUUACCUGCUCACCGCCUACGUGCCCAUCCGCGGCUGCAAGUUCAUCUGUGAACCGGCGGAUCGGACGUGCCGUCAGUGCCUUCGCACACACCUCAACCUCGAGAUUCCCGAGAAUCGAGCAUCGAUCGGCUGGCUCGCGGUGCAAAAGAUGAAGGAUCUGAGCUUCGAGAUCUUCGUCGCCUCGCUGCUCAUACUGUUCCUCCUCGUGACGGUCAUGAUCGGAGGUCUUCUGGUAGCCAUCUAUCGUCGGAGGAGGGACUCAAAACGAGUGCGCGAGAUUCAGCUGAGCACGUACGUCAAAACGAUGAUCGUGUACGUGGACGACAACGAGGAACACACAAAUUGCGUGCGAGUGAUGGUCGACUGUCUCCGACACUGUGCCACGUGCGAACCCGUUUUCGAUUUAGAGAAGCUGAUCACAGCAGAACGUUAGCCGAAACUUGGGCGCUGAAACUGACAAAUGUAUUUUCAGAACUGGUCCCCUCGCGUUGGCUCGUCGAUCAGAUGUCCUCUCUGCCCAAAUUCGUGAUCGUCAUCUCUCCGUGCGCCGAGAAGAUCCUCGACACGCGGGCCGCCGAAACGCACCGUCUCGUGCAGACCCGCCCGUUCCCCGACCUCUUCGGACCCGCCAUCGAGAUGAUCAUUCGCGUCUGUCGCGCUCUUUAUGCAUACAUUGUUCGAAUAAGUCACUGUUUCCAGGACGUCACCCUCCAUUCACCGGAAGCGCGCCAAAAGUACGUGAUCGUCCGCUUCUCGUACUCUCCGCCCGUCCCUCCGAAUCUCGCCGUUCUCAAUUUGCCCGUCUACAACCGUAAUAAUAUCUCCCAUUUUCCCUUCCGCCACACUCAUCUGUGCCCUUUUCAGUUCCCGAACAAUUUGGCCACCUUACCGCUUUCCUACACGAUCUAGAAGACGUCGAACAGAUGAAUAUCAGUCAGAAUGUGAGGAGAAUCGAUGGAUUUCAUAAAUAUUUAUAAUUUCAGUUAUCACGAGGACGUCUGAACGACUGGGAAACGGCGGUCCGACAGCAGGUGCUCUUCUGCGAGCAACAUCCGAAUUGGCUCGAAACCCGCUGGAGGCCGAAAGACGUCAGUUUAUUGGCCACUUUUAGAGUACACGUUUUGAUUUUUAGGACCAGCAGGCGGAAAUUCAGUUUAGCGAGCAAUCGCCGACGUUCCGCGCGAUCCAGACGCAUCAGGAUCGUCUGGAAGCCGCCCGAAAGUUCAAUAUCGAGCCGCCGAGAGAAGAUUCGGAUGAUGAGGUGAGAAAAGAGAAGAAGCACGGAACAGAAGAGACCUGGUCCUUUUUCAGCCCGCCGAACAGCAUCAAUUUGUUCUCUACCCACCUGGAAUGGCGGAUUCCGAUGUGGAAGACGAUGACGACGAGGACGGAGACGACGGGACGGAUCGGAACUGUUCCGACGAGACGGACGACGAUGCGCCCGACGAAUUGCCGCGACGGAUGCUGAUCCGCAAGAGCAAGAGUGGAAAAUAA
Molecule: messenger RNA, 2529 nt
Organism: Caenorhabditis sp. 36 PRJEB53466
Lineage: Eukaryota; Metazoa; Nematoda; Chromadorea; Rhabditida; Rhabditidae
Source: the annotation of a GenBank genome assembly